Pochonia chlamydosporia 170 is the source of this 1176-nucleotide messenger RNA. RefSeq lists its product as hypothetical. NCBI's taxonomy places the organism in Eukaryota, Fungi, Ascomycota, Sordariomycetes, Hypocreales, Clavicipitaceae. The coding region runs from base 1 to 1176 and encodes 391 amino acids. The record is from RefSeq and is a predicted model, not a curated record. The transcript has a single exon.
AUGCGAUUCUCACUUCCAACUUGCCUCCUAGGAGGUGCCGCACAACUAAUGUCGGUACAGGCUAACCCCGUGAACCAGCUCGUCGAAAGAGCAGCCAGCCCCGACAUCGUCACCGGCGUCAUGCAGGAUUCAUCAUCGGGCAGCCCAGCCGCCAUUGUGGUUCACGAUGUCAACGGCAAGCCCAGCUGGAAAUGGACCGCGGCAAACGCCAUUGCGCAAGGAGUCUCAAACCAGCUACAAAAGUGCUUAACUUGGGACGCAUACUGGAUGCCUGAAGUCAAAUGGGCAGCCAACGGCAGAAGCAUCCUCGCCAUCUACCACGGCGCCGUCGUCAUGAUCAAUCACCAUCCGGGGGAAUCCAGCGACGGCAAGAUUACGUUUGGAAAGUGCAUCUUGCCCAGCAUGAGGAACAGUCACACGGCAGAGCUGCUUCCAGGCCACAAGGUAGCUGUCGCCACCACCGACGACGCCAACUCGAAAGACAGCAUCCGGAUCUACGACCUGGCAGCAGGGCUUAAGGACGACAUCCAGCCCGUCCAAAUUCUCACAGGCACUGUCGCGGUCCACGGUCUCAUCUGGGAUCGCCAGGACAUCACUCUCUGGGCGGCUGGAAACGACGGAAACCCGGAACAUGCUGGCUCGAAACCGCAACUGAGUGCGUACAAAUGGGAUGACAAGAAGGGCCUGUUCGGUCAGACAUCACCUACAAUCUCGUACCACCUCAGUCCUGGCUACCAACUGACGACUGAAUGGGACGGCUCCAGCCAUCAGGAUUGGGCGGAAUGGUCAGAAGGUUCCCACGAUGUCACCGGCAUCCCUAACCAGCGCAAGCUUCUUGUGGCCACGGAUUUGGACCUAUACGUUUUCGACUUGGCAACACGUAAGAUUGAGCACGGUCAAGACGUCGUCAACAAGUACGUUCCAGGGUUCGCGCCUAUCGACAACCGCGUCGGCAAGAAUGGCCAUCGCAUUUCUCAGUCCGACAUCAAGAGCGUGAGCUUGGCAUCCAACGGCGACUUCAUCUACGUGCAGGCGCCGUGGCAGGGUCCGGCCCAGGGGUACCAGGUCAAUCGUGUCUCUGGUGGCAAGCUGCAGAGCCCUAUGAAGUUUUCUGGCCAGAUGUACAGGAGUCGUUGGUUCCAGGAUAUUCCUGGUUGGCCCAAGGCCAAGUACUGA